Molecule: messenger RNA, 1950 nt
Organism: Dunckerocampus dactyliophorus (ringed pipefish)
Lineage: Eukaryota; Metazoa; Chordata; Actinopteri; Syngnathiformes; Syngnathidae
Gene: tescb
Product: tescalcin b
Exons: 8
Coding region: 203-853 (216 amino acids)
Molecular function (GO): calcium ion binding
Source: RefSeq, a predicted model, not a curated record
CACCGGCCUUGGUUGCGGAAGUGUAAUGUUUUCUCUCUGCGGAGAUGAAGGCUGUUGUGGUGUGUGUCAAGUGUUCAGAUGAUUCCCAACACCUGAGCGUGGCUUCCUUUCCUGCUCCUCUACUCGAUAGUUGACAGGUCCCACUAUCUACCUGUCCUGGUCCAGUGGACCGUCCCGGGAAGGACUUUCUUUAAUCUUAAACAUGGGUGCUUGGCAGUCUUUAUCUGGUCCUGCAGAAUACAGACAACUGGCGGAAAAGACGGGCUUCUCCUGUGAGCAGAUUGGAGUUCUGCACAAAAGAUUCAAGCAGUUGAGCCACAACGAAGACACCCUGCGGAGGGAGCACUUCAACGCCAUCCCAGAUCUGGCAUGGAAUCCCAUCCGUACACAGAUUAUAGAGGCCUUCUUCGACAGGAGGAACUUCGUGCCACCUGGUGAGGGCUCGGUGGAAGAGAUCCACCUGGAGGAGUUUGUGGUCAUCAUGUCCCAUUUCAAGCCGCCUUCGCUCAGCAUGACGGACGAGGAGCGGGACAGUGUCAGGAGGGAGAAACUGCGAUUUUUAUUCAACAUGCACGACACGGACAACGAUGGGACAAUAACGCUGGAGGAAUACAGACAUGUGGUGGAGGAGCUUCUAUCUCGCAGCGGGGCCAUCGGCAAGGAAACGGCCAAAAGCAUCGCCGAUGCCGCCAUGUUGGAGGUGGCCGGUAUCUCAAUGGGUCACAUGGAACCUGACGAGUUCUAUGAGGGCAUCACGUUUGAGCACUUCCUCAAGCUGUUGAACGGCUUCGAGAUUGAGGCGAAGAUGAACGUGCGUUUUUUGAAUGUGGACACGACGACUCUCUGCAAGUGACGUCUGACGUCCUAAUAAGGAGGAAAAUACAUCUUCCCUUCGCCAUAUGUAUGCGUUGAGCAAUACUGCUUUUGAGUAACUAUGCAAAUUCCUAUAUGAUACUAUUUGUCUAUAUUCUAGGUGCAAACAAAUAACAUGCUGGCUGUUGAAGCAAUAAUCACAGAUGCAUGUGUGACUCUACAUGCAAAUCAUUUUUAACAAGUAUCAAUUAUUCACCAGGGAUGACAUGGUUGUCUUAAAGUACACUCAAUUGUCAUUCAGCUGUAUUUUUGAUAAGAACAAGGUUUUGUUUUGUUUGUUUUGUUCCACCCCGCAACAUGCUAACAUUAUAUCUCAUCGGAUACAAUAAACUCAGGCCGUCUGCAAAAUAUACCACAGCUGCAUUUUCAUUAUUUGUCUUACAUAAAGUCUUAAAGGGAUAGUUUGGAUUUUUUGACAUGAAGUUGUAUGACAUCCACAUCAGCGUUGUAGUCCAAUAACAGAGACUUACCCCCCACUCGGUCUCCUAAGUCCAGUUCUGGUCAGAUUUCCGUGAUGAAGAACGUAGUUCCACUUAGUUGCUGGGGACAAUUAAGUAAAGACUGUGUUCAAAAGAUUAAUACAUUUGCAUGACAAAAAUGCCUUCUCAAAAAAAUCUGACCUCACAAAACGCUCGGCGUUAUAUUUGUCUCCCUCUGUAUUCCUGCGGGAGAUGCGUUCAUGUGUAUGUGACGAAGACGCUCGCAUCUGCUGGGGGGGUAAGUCACUGUUAUUGGACUACAAUGCUGAUGGGGACGUCAUACAAUUUCAUGUCAAAAAAUCCGAACUAUAAACAACGUUUGUUGUUGUUUAUUGAUCAAGUGUAUUAUUUUAUUUUAUUGCACUCUAUUUAUUGUUAUUUUUGUGUGUUUAGAUAUUCUGUGCUGUGUGUUUGAUAGGUCUUAACCACAGAUUUUACUUUAUUUAACCACAUGAAUGUGAAUGCAGCCUUUUAGACUGGUCUGGAUAGAGAGCAGUUGUUUGCUGCCCUCUACAGGACGACACCUGCACUGCAUGUAAUAAUGAACUGGCUGUAUUCCAAUAAAGGCAUUCUUCCAAUGUUGCGAAUGUGCAGUCAU